UGCCUGGCGGUGCCCUGUGUGACAGCUCCGGUUUAUGUUUGUGAGUUUGUCGUAGUGGAGCAGAGGAUGAAGUCCACCGCAGGGGGCGCUGCAGCUCCUCCAUCACCGUCAACUUCAUCCUCCUCCUCGGACAAUAGCGCAGGGAGGAGGCUGCACCGGGCUCCCUCAGCCCAGGAAGGGGCCAACAAGAGACCCAUCGGACUCAGAGGCAGGUCUAGGUCUUCUCCUGCUGCGGAUAGGGGUAAAUGCACUGUGAACUGGAGGUCCGCGGACGGAAGGGAGAGGGAGCCCGAGAGCCGCGGAGAGGCAGCUGUUCAACCGGAUGGUGCUGAAGCUGAUGUCGGAGCAAACAGGGCGGAUGCUGUCAGAGAAGAGCCCAUAGAUUCAGGCUCCGCUUUACGCCUUCCCUGCCUUAAAAGUGAACGAUCAGCCCGUCCGUGGUCGAGCCCAGCGUCGGUGAAGGAGACCAGGAGGAACCCCGGAGGCGAAGGCAUUCACAGGGGGAGAGUCGGUGUGUCUGUGGGCUGCGGACCGGGUUUGUGGAGAGGAGGAUGCUUACAGGCUGAACUGAUCCACUUCCAUCUGCAGAAGAGAUUGAAGAGAAGAAGUGCGAAGAUGCAGACCAAGACAGACAGCAGAACCACAGAAGAGGCCGCCCAGGCCGAGCCGGAGCCGGCUGCAGAGGCUCCAGAGGCGGGGUCCGUGACACAGCAGGACGAGGCCUUUGACGACGAGAUGGAGAGGCUGCUGGAGGAAAAUGAAGACCUCAAGUGCGAGAUAGAGGAGAUGAGGACAGAGAUGGAUGAGAUGCGUGACACAUUCUACGAGGAAGAUACUUGCCAGCUGCAAGAAAUGAGGCGGGAGCUGGAGAGAGCCAAUAAAAACUGCCGGAUCCUGCAGUAUCGUCUGAGAAAGGCUGAGAGGAAGAGGCUGCGUUAUGCCCAGACGGGAGAGAUCGAUGAAGAGCUGCUCAGGAGUCUGGAGCAGGACCUGAAGGUGGCCAAAGACGUGUCUGUGAGGCUUCACCACGAGUUGGAGAAGGUGGAGGAGAAACGCACAAAGACAGAGGAUGAGAAUGAAAAACUGAGACAAAAGCUUAUAGAAGUGGAAGUGACCAAACAAGCUCUGCAGAAUGAACUAGAUAAAACCAAAGAGUCUCAGAAGAGAAGAGGAAGCAAGGACAUCCAGAAGACAGACAAAAAAGCAGCACAGACUCCAACUGAGGAGGACAAUGAGGACCUUAAGUGCCAGCUCGCUUUGAUCAAAGAGGAAGCAGUGCUUAUGAGGAAGAAGACGGCCAAGAUCGACAAAGAGAAGGACCGUCUGGAGCAAGAGCUACAGAAGUACCGCUCCUUCUACGGUGAACUAGACAGUACCCAUCCCAAAGGGGAGGCUGGUGGGCCACCCACCACCCGCGAAUCAGAGCUGAAACUGCGGCUUCGUCUGGUGGAGGAGGAAGCCAACAUCCUGGGAAGGAAGAUCGUUGAACUGGAGGUUGAGAACCGUGGUCUGAGGGCGGAGCUUGACGACCUCCGUGGCGAGGGAGAGGGUGCAGGAAGCUCUGGGUGCGGAGCGAUGGGUGGAGUGGGCGCGGGGAGAGGCCUCGGAGACGAUCUGACGGACCUUCGACAACAGCUGCAGUUAGUGGAGGACGAAGCAGAGUUGCUGAGGAGGAAUCUUGCUGAUGCUGAGGAGCAGAACAAGAGGGUGACCACAGAGCUGAACAAGUUAAAGUUCAAAGCUGGUACACAUGAGGGAGGCACCCGGCAUGGAGGAGGAGGAGCAGGAGGAGUAGGGAUUGAUGGAGCAAAGGUAGAAGCCCUGCAGGAAGAGCUGAAAGCAGCACGACUACAGAUCAAUGAUCUAAGUGGAAAGGUAAUGCAGCUUCAGUACGAGAACCGUGUGCUGCUCUCCAAUAUGCAGCGUUACGACCUGGCCUCCCAUCUCUCCUUGCGGCCGAGCCCAAGGGACAGUGACGCAGAGAGCGAUGCUGGUGGAGCAACAAGCGGACGCCGUGAGAGUGACGAGGACUCCACUUCCUCCCGCCUCCUCCCACCACAUCGCAAGCGUGAGGGCCCCGUAGGCGGGGAAAGCGACUCAGACGAAGUCAGGAAUAAUAAUGGAAACAGCCGAUGCUUGACGCCCACACGGGGGCUCUACACGCCCACAGGACCUGAGGGUGCCGCCUCCUCCGCCUUAGCCCGCUUCCUGCCUGGCGGCCGGUGCAGCUUGCGAGAUAGGCAGCAGAUGAUUGACAUCCGUGUGGAGGCAGAGCGACUCGUUCGGACCAUCGACCGGCUCAUCGCAGACACAGCCACCAUCAUCUCAGAGGCGAGGGUCUAUGUUUCCAAUGGCGACCUUAUGUACGGACGAGGAGGUGAGGAAGGUGCAGAGGAUGAUGGGAGUCGGAUCAGGGAGCAUGAGCUGCUUUAUCGCAUUAAUGCUCAAAUGAAGGCCUUCCGGAAGGAACUGCAGGCCUUCAUAGACAGACUGGAAGUGCCAAGGCUGGACGACAGAGACACAGAUGAACCGCUGUCGAUGUUCCAGCCCAUCAUUUUGCUCAUCCUCAUACUCGUACUGUUCUCAUCCCUGUCUUAUGCCACCAUCUUUAAACUAGUCUUUCUUUUUACUCUGUUCUUUGUUCUGUGAUGUACAACUCCCUUUAUUUACAUCAUCCCCUGUUUUGUUUUGCUCUGUUUAUUUUAUUUCCUCCUCCCCGCAUCAUUUGUUGCCAAGGUAACCAAAAGCACAGGAAAAGCUCUGCCCUUGACAAAGCCACAGUCACGUUUAACAAAGUGUGGCUGAAUUCAACACUGGAGCGUAUAUGAUCUACAACACAUUACAGUCUGCAGCAGUCCAU
Molecule: messenger RNA, 2860 nt
Organism: Sphaeramia orbicularis (orbiculate cardinalfish)
Lineage: Eukaryota; Metazoa; Chordata; Actinopteri; Kurtiformes; Apogonidae
Product: protein SOGA3-like
Biological process (GO): regulation of autophagy
Source: RefSeq, a predicted model, not a curated record